Messenger RNA from Oreochromis aureus, 2360 nucleotides. Its product is annotated as lysophosphatidic acid receptor 6. Gene Ontology annotation, biological process: phospholipase C-activating G protein-coupled receptor signaling pathway; positive regulation of Rho protein signal transduction; behavioral response to pain. The record is from RefSeq and is a predicted model, not a curated record. Gene Ontology annotation, molecular function: lysophosphatidic acid receptor activity. The transcript has 3 exons. NCBI's taxonomy places the organism in Eukaryota, Metazoa, Chordata, Actinopteri, Cichliformes, Cichlidae. Gene Ontology annotation, cellular component: membrane. Bases 237 to 1193 code for a protein of 318 amino acids.
CAGGAAGCUGUGUGAGAAUGUGGCAAAGAUAUCAGCUCACCACAGAAGUGCUCUUCUUCUGCUGCUACUGGAUCGUUACAAAUUUGAUCAUCAAACAGCUCCACACAACAUGCAGCCAAACGUGGAAUUUUCUGCAGCUAAUUUUCUGCAGCCAGUCUAACAGAUAACCUGACAGUGUGUUGGUGAACACUCUCAUUUACAAGACGCUGCACUCAGCUAACACCUUCCAGCUCACGAUGUCCAUCAGCAACACCACUGCCUGCACCAAUGACAGUACGAGCCACUUCGACAUCAUCCACGUGUGCUUGUACUCCUUCAUCUUCAUCGUGGGUCUUACUUUGAAUGUUAUAGCUCUGGUAUUUUUUUUUUGUCAAAUCAAAUCCAGAUCCCCAACAGUUGUCUACAUGACCAACCUGACCAUGGCGGACUUUUUACUCAUCCUCACAUUGCCAGUGAGAAUCUGCUACCACCUUGGAUUAAAAGGCAUUCCUCCGGUGUUGUGCGAUUGCCUUGGCUUGAUCCUGAAGGCCAACAUGUACGGGAGCAUCUUAUUCCUUGCUUGUAUUUGCUUUGACCGCUGCAUCGCUGUCAGCUUUCCUAUGUCUUCAAGAAUUCAGAGAGCAAGACAGAAGUCACGGUUGGUUUGUCUUGCAGUCUGGAUACUGUCCUUUGGUCCAAGUCUGCCAAUCUACAUCCUCAAGCGUGAAAAUGUUUCUUUAAAUGUUACUAAAAAUUGUUUUGAUAACCCACCGGUUUAUGCCACACAACCAGCAGUAGUUUUUUCCACUUUAUUGCUGGGGUUUGGGCUCCCUUUAGCAAUUAUGCUAAUAUGCUCCUGGAUAUUGGUUCAUACUGUUCAAAAAAGCCCUGUGGCUCAGACAAAUCUGGUGGACAGCAGAAAGAUCCGGAGGAUGAUCGCUACAAGCCUGCUUAUUUUCCUAAUCAGUUUCUCUCCAUACCAUGCUACCCUAGUUGUCCUCUCCCUGCACAGAGACGCUAUAACCUCUAGAACUUGUAAUGGUAUGCAGCCCAUGUUGGCUGCAUACCGCUACAGCCUGGUGGUGGCUUGUCUAAACACAGUGCUUAACCCCAUUGCAUAUUAUUUCACCACAGAUACCUUCAGGAAGAACGUUGUGAUAGGCACUGUUCAAAAGAUGUUCCCCCUGUACAAUCUGAGUUCAGGGCAGAGAUAGCUGAGUGCUCACAACAGUUAGUCCCACUUAGCUCCACGGGUCACUGCCAUCCUGAAAGCUGCACUCUGGGGCAUGUUUUCUUCAGUGUCUGUAUCUGUCUGUCUUUGGUAUAUGUUCACACCAACAUCAUCACCAGCACGAGUGCUGUUUUUCUCCUUUGUGCUCUUUCCAUCACAUUUGAUGAACUACAAGCAGACUGUGAAAUGACUUUUGCUUUUCUCUAUAUUGCUACUCAACCUUUAAGGUCUCAUUUAUAAGGUGUUCUUUAAAUGAGGGUCCUUCCAAAAGGUUCUUAACUCACUGGCAUUAUUUUAGUUUAAAAUCAAACCUACAGCACAGCACAGCACAAAGCAGCCAGAGAGACUCUUUCACCAAACACCAACGGAAGUAUCAUGCUUGCACAAUACUAAGACACCACAGAGAAGUCUGUGGUUUCUCCACACCAACACAUCUUGCAUAUUCUUGUAUAUACCUCAGGAAAUGUCUUCACAAUGGUCAUAAAGGUUUAUUCUAUAUACAAUAACAGAUUCUAAAAACAGACAAUGUAAUGCACAAACUCACAGAGCCGCAAAAAAUAAUAUUCUGUUAUAAUAAAGUAGAAUAUAAUAUCUUCUAUUACACAGCUUUGAACUAUGUAAACUGUUUUUUACACACUGCUUCUGUGUGUUGGCUUCAUUUUGUUAAAUAAAUCAUUACACGAUGUAACAUGUCAGAUUUUGUUGUUCACCUGAGGUUGUAUGUACAUCAUCUGAAGACUUGCUGAAGACCAUAUUAUUUAUUAUUAUGUCCUAACAUGUAAAACUUUAGAACUGAUAGUUUACUUUGUAUCUACUGUGACUGCAUUUUAACAGUACAUUGCAUUGCAGAGAGGCCAAGACGUGAAUGUAUUCUUUCAUUAUUUCUAAACCUGUUUCCAAAAAAGUCGGGACACUGGACACAACAAAUCAAAUGUUGUAACUUUAUCCUGCCAGUUCAGCACCUGGACUCUUUCACCAGAAAGCAAUGCUGUUGGAAACUGUAAUGUGUUCUGGUUAAAAGCCCAUCUCUGAUACACAGCUCGUCUGUACACCAGCACAUUGCAGCUCCAAAAGAUGGAAAAUGAAUAAAUGAAAUGAUAUUCUUGUAUUCUCUGUGUCAAGCUGCUAAAUGAAAAGUUCCCUGCUGUUA